Molecule: messenger RNA, 429 nt
Organism: Stereum hirsutum FP-91666 SS1
Lineage: Eukaryota; Fungi; Basidiomycota; Agaricomycetes; Russulales; Stereaceae
Exons: 3
Coding region: 1-429 (142 amino acids)
Source: RefSeq, a predicted model, not a curated record
AUGGGUCUUGCACGAGCGCUCUCUGCUUUUGUCAAGAAGAGGUCUGAGAGUCCGUGGGAGGUAGUGGACAGCAAGGACGUGGAACCCGUUCCCGUCUGGGACGACGAAGAUGACCUUGACAUUGUGUUCAUCCAUGAAACAGCCAUUUCUCGCACGUACAUAUUCGACGUCUCACGAGAUAAGGACUUCAAGAACGCUGUGGUGUUUGCUCAGCAAAAGAUGCUCGAGGAAGUGAAUGACAAGGGGUACAAUGUUCUUUGGUGUGAAGGAUGGAGGGCAACCCUUCUUCGGAAAGGGAAGAGACAUCGAGUUGAAGUCAGAUAUAAGGGGCGACCUGCACGUCUCUCCGGAAAGCCACUUGUGUCGCAGCUCCCUCCGUUCAUGGGCGUUCUCGACGAGAUGCGCUACUCUACACACUUCACGCCGUAG